Molecule: messenger RNA, 1238 nt
Organism: Laccaria bicolor S238N-H82
Lineage: Eukaryota; Fungi; Basidiomycota; Agaricomycetes; Agaricales; Hydnangiaceae
Exons: 8
Coding region: 1-1152 (383 amino acids)
Source: RefSeq, a predicted model, not a curated record
AUGGUGAGAGUGAUCAAGCUUCUCCGAGUCGCAAGCUUUAAAUUUCAUUUCGCCAUUUCAGGUGGACGCGCCCAGCACCACGUAUCGCGCACAUGCCAAAGGCGACAUCUUAAGAGAGGUACCCAUAAUAUUGAAAAAGAAAUUGAAUUCGAAGGGAACAACAAGAUUAUUGCGCAUGAUUCCGAGGGAUUUGAAGCGGGAAAGCAGGCAGAGGUGGACGUUGUUUGGAAAUUCAUCGACAGUCGUUCACGGGCAAAAGACAUAAACCAGAAAUUGCAUUUGGUGUGGUUCGUCUUGCCCCUUUUCCUCAUUAUGGGCAAGCUCAGCCGAAUUGCCGCAGUACCGGUUGUGGCCAUUGUGACCAAGUUCGACACAUUUUUACAAGAUAUGCAGCAGAAAUUGGAAGAAAAAGCGGAAGAAGAAGACGAGGAAGUUGAUGAUGACGAGCUCGAAAAGAUUGCUGGUGUUGAGGCGGACAAACGAUUCGAGCAGCACUACAAGAAACCCCUUGAGAGCAUGCAGCAUCCACCAAGGGCCGUUGUAACUCUAUCCGAAGAAACGCAGCGUCAAGCACGAAACGGUUAUGACCUUCGAACGUUUUUCGCCUCUGCCCAAAGUGCCGAUAGUAAAAUUAAACUCAUCACGUCUGCUGUAAAUGGAUUAAAUUGGAACUAUCAUAAAAAUUACUCCGAGAAGAUGUUUCGUGGUGGACCUUUCAUCAAGACUUGGGAUACCUUUUGGACAGACUCUACAUCGGGGCCUCAAGCACCGAUCAAGCUUAUUCGUCUCUUGGAAAAACAUUUGGAUGACAGCCGACGUCUCAUAGGCCACCGACAAUCAUCCGACUUCUCCGAGGUGAAUGCCCACCCGAAUUUGAUGGCUUUCUGUAGGUGGGAACAGCGGGUAGCAGACACGGUGCUCAUCAUGGAGAAAGUCUACGUUUUCAAUAUCAACGAUGAGAAAACGCUUGAAGCUAUGAUAAAAUGGUAUGAUCAGGGCAGCAAUACUGCGACAUACAUUCGGAAGGAAGUAAUGCAACUUUAUCGACAACGCCGGUCAGAGAAGUACAAGGUACCAAAGGAGUGGUCCGAGAAAGUUGCACAGCCGUUAAUCGAUCUUGUGUGCAAGCGACCGGUAGAAGUUCCAGGGUAGAUUUAUGAGCAAAUUCAUCCCCCAGAGCAAACAUCUACACUACAUAUAUCUCGUCAAAUCUCCGAUGCUGACUGAAUGAGCUACUC